CACCAGCACUGGAGAGAAACUCCACGGAACAGCGAGAUUUCAAAGCUUCAAGAUGAGACCGGCCUGCGAAACACUGACCCGUGCUUUGUAAAAGAAAUCUAUCGUGAAAGUGACAGAGAUAAAGCCUGAUUGGCUAAUUAUCAUGCAGAACCUAACCGUACAGGAUCGCAUUUCUCAAGGAACAUACCGUCUCAUGCCAUUUGCUUAGAAGUGCAAUAUUCGUCAUGGAGCCAGAUAAGAGUAUAAAGGAACAAGUGUUUCUCCUCCUAUCAAGAUAAUCAUCACCAUCAACCGAGCAAGCAAGCAAGCAAAAGAUCAAAGUUCUCAAACACCACAAAACAACCAACAUAGUUGCAAAUCAACAAAACACUUCUCAUCAAGAUGUUUUCCGAAGCCAAACCACUCCCUCCCGUCAAGAGAUUCAUCACCACCCAUGACUCCAACGGAAACGCCAUCUGGGAUGAGACUAUCCCCAUUCAAGUUGAGGGGAACCGCAGCGGUGGCUUCACGACUCACGUCUCAUACGUGAACGAGGAUGACACCAACACCCUGACAGGUGACAACGACCUCAAGUCAUACAGAGAAAAUCCCACCGAGAAGGACAUUGCUCCAGCUUCUGGCUCUGCCCUUCGGGUUGUCGACUUCUGGCCUGGCUUCCCCGCUAUCAUGCAUCGGACUGCAAGUGUUGACUAUGGCAUUAUCGUUGACGGCGAGAUUGACUGUAUCCUCGACAAUGGGGCCACAAAGACCUUCCGCAGAGGUGACAUUAUCAUCCAGAGGGGAACUAAUCACGCUUGGAAGAACACUGGAACUGAAGUUUGUCGCAUCUGCUUCACCCUUUUACCUGCGCCUCCCGUCAAGAUCCGAGGCAAAGAGCUCGAGGUACACGGCUUCGCUGAUUUUCCGCGACUCGCAGAAGAAUCGACCGUCUGAGCGGGUAAACAUCACAGGAUGAGGGAGACAAAGCAAGUGCAUUAAUAAUAGUCGAUCAUGUCACACUGCUGUACACAAACCAUCGCCUGCCCAUGCAAAUACAAUUCGACUUUUGUUCUCGGUCAC
Molecule: messenger RNA, 1059 nt
Organism: Fusarium odoratissimum NRRL 54006
Lineage: Eukaryota; Fungi; Ascomycota; Sordariomycetes; Hypocreales; Nectriaceae
Exons: 1
Coding region: 382-933 (183 amino acids)
Source: RefSeq, a predicted model, not a curated record